UGGUUUAGACUUCAAAGCAGGCUUAAAUCUUCAUCCACUUGAUGUUGGGUAGCCUAGCAUUAUUAUAUUUUUGUCGUGUUAGCUAUUACUUUAACCAUGUUCAAUGAACUUGCUUCGUUUAAGGGUAUUUGAAGCCAUUUUUUCUUCAAAGACUGCGGCAGUUUCUCCUCCUUUGUUAAGAGAAGGAUUGAUUUGGUCUAUGGAGGUGGUAGCGUGGGGUUGAUGGGUCUAGUUUCUCAGGCAGUUCAUGAUGGUGGGCGCCAUGUUCUGGGUGUUAUCCCAAGAAGUCUCAUGCCAAUAGAGAUAACUGGUGAACCAAUUGGUGAAGUGAGAGCAGUAUCUGAUAUGCAUCAAAGGAAAGCUGAGAUGGCUCGUCAAGCCGAUGCAUUCAUUGCUCUUCCUGGGGGGUAUGGAACACUUGAAGAAUUGCUUGAAAUCAUUACAUGGGCUCAGCUUGGAAUCCACAGCAAACCGGUGGGUCUGUUGAAUGUGGAUGGAUUUUACAAUUCGUUGUUGUGUUUCAUUGACAAGGCCGUUGAUGAAGGCUUUAUUUCUCCAAAGGCACGUCGCAUUAUCGUGUCAGCCCCCACAGCCAAAGACCUGGUUAGGGAGCUAGAGGAACAUGUACCUGAACGAGACGAAGUUGUGUCCAAGUUGGUGUGGGAAGAAAGACUGAGUUACGUGCCGGAAUCAGAAGUUGCCAUGUGACUCAUCUUUUGUGAACUUAGUGGAGAUUGAUGAACUUAGUUUUUGGGAUCUUUUCUAUCAUUUUGUUGUUCUUUUUUAUGUAUUUUGGGUACAUAAUAUAGUCAAUAUAUAUGGGCAUAGGAACUGUAGGAUCAUACAUCAUCCUCUUGUUUUGCUUUUUUUUUUCUUCCAGCUUUUGUUGAUGCCCCUACUAUACAGAAAAGUAGGUCAAAAAAUAUGGAAAAAUCAUCAGUUAAUGGAAGUUAAUUAAUUAUCUUAU
This is a messenger RNA of Vigna angularis (adzuki bean), 967 nucleotides long. Its product is annotated as cytokinin riboside 5'-monophosphate phosphoribohydrolase LOG7. Bases 223 to 708 code for a protein of 161 amino acids. Gene Ontology annotation, biological process: cytokinin biosynthetic process. Gene Ontology annotation, cellular component: cytosol; nucleus. The transcript has 7 exons. Lineage: Eukaryota; Viridiplantae; Streptophyta; Magnoliopsida; Fabales; Fabaceae. Gene Ontology annotation, molecular function: hydrolase activity, hydrolyzing N-glycosyl compounds. The record is from RefSeq and is a predicted model, not a curated record.